AUGGAAGAAAAAGAAUAUGAGGGCGCGAGGUUAAGGAGCAAAGCUAAAUAUGUGGUGGAGGGAGAAAAAUGUACAAAGUUCUUUUUUGAUUUGGAAAAAAAGAAAGGCAAAGCUGAAACGAUAAAAGGAAUAAGAGGGAAAGAUGGGGAAAUUGUAGAAGGGAAUGAAAAGAUUUUAGAAGAAGUAAAGAAUUUUUAUGAGGAUCUGUUCAGUACAAGGGGUGUGGAAGAGGAGGAGAAAAAUAAACUGUUGAAUCUGAUAAAAGCUAAAGUGAGGGAAGAAGAUAAAAAAGAGUGUGACCAAGAAAUCAGAGAAGAGGAGAUUGAAAGAGCGAUAAAUCAACUGAAUAUAAGGAAAAGUCCAGGAAUAGAUGGUUUGGGAACAGUUCUAGUUAUUUAUUAUUAUUUAAAUAUCCCAUUUAAUUAUGCCUUUUUUUCCUCCCUUCAGAGAGAAAUAUCAUCUGGUACUCCCACACUGAUAACCGUGAAAGACGAAUUCACCACAGCUCCGUCUACAAAGAGUUUUACUCAUGAAUAUAUUCUAAGGCAACGUCCAGGCAGUGGCAAUGAAGAGAAACCAUAUCAGUGUUCACGUCCUAUCGAUCUAGAAAGACACCAGAAAGUCCACACGGAUGAGGGAUAUUUCUGCUUGCAGUGUGGGCAUAAUUAUAAGCACUGGUAUUAUCUUCAUCAUCAUCAACGCAUUCAUACAGGAGAAAGACCUUAUCGGUGUUCACACUGUGGGGAUCGUUUCAGAGAACGCGGUCAUCUCCGGCAACAUGUCCGCGUUCACACAGGAGAAAAACCGUAUAACUGUUUGCAAUGCGGGAAGAGUUUCGCUCACCGAGGAAGCUUGCAGAUACACCAGCGCAUUCACACGGGAGAAAAACCAUAUCAGUGCUCACAUUGUGGGAACAGAUUUAAUGACCGACGUAACCUUAAACGACACCAGCGCGUUCACACAGGAGAGAAGCCGUUCUUCUGCUCUCAGUGUGGAAAGAAUUUUUCUUACCAAAGCAGUCUAAAAUCACACAAGAUUAUUCACGAGAGAAAGAAAUGAAAAGAAUAUUUGUGCUGCAGAAAGUGUUAUUGUUUUCAAUUAUGUUAAAAACACCCAAGUGUUUACAUGGAAUCCUGAUUUCGUACUGACAGGGAACUUGUUGUUCCUUGUCUCGCACCACAAUUUUUAUUUAUUUAUUUUUUUUUAGUAGCACAAGAAAUUCUUGGAUAAUGCAAUCAGGUCUUUCAUUUGAAUUUAUAUUUAAAUAAAAUGACAAUAAAGCUCAUUGCCACUCCCUA
Molecule: messenger RNA, 1298 nt
Organism: Tachysurus fulvidraco (yellow catfish)
Lineage: Eukaryota; Metazoa; Chordata; Actinopteri; Siluriformes; Bagridae
Product: zinc finger protein 239-like
Exons: 2
Coding region: 1-1059 (352 amino acids)
Source: RefSeq, a predicted model, not a curated record